This is a messenger RNA of Nanorana parkeri, 531 nucleotides long. RefSeq names its product sarcolemmal membrane-associated protein-like. The record is from RefSeq and is a predicted model, not a curated record. The transcript has 3 exons. Gene Ontology annotation, molecular function: protein binding. NCBI's taxonomy places the organism in Eukaryota, Metazoa, Chordata, Amphibia, Anura, Dicroglossidae. Gene Ontology annotation, biological process: regulation of membrane depolarization during cardiac muscle cell action potential; protein localization to plasma membrane; regulation of voltage-gated sodium channel activity. The annotation marks the transcript as partial.
GCAGUGAUAUUUCCAGAGGUUUGGUAGCUCCCAGCGACUGGUGGCCUGGAUCGGGGAUUACUGACCCCCUUUUGUUUCCAGUUGGAUUGACCCUCCGCCACAGCUGGCCCAGAUGCCUUCAGCCUUUGCGAUUUUCACUUGCCGCCCAAAUUCACAUCCUUUCCAGGAGCGACAUGUCUACUUGGACGAGCCGGUCAAGAUCGGCCGCUCGGUGGCUCGAUGUCGCCCCGCACAGAAUAAUGCCACCUUUGACUGCAAGGUGCUCUCCAGGAACCAUGCACUUGUAUGGUUCGAUCACAAGACUGGCAAGUUCUACCUUCAAGACACUAAAAGUAGUAAUGGUACCUUCAUCAACAGCCAGAGAUUGAGUCGAGGGUCUGAGGAAAGCCCGCCAUGUGAGAUCCUUUCGGGUGACAUUAUUCAGUUUGGGGUUGACGUAACGGAGAACACCAGAAAAGUGACUCACGGCUGUAUAGUGUCCACAGUAAAGCUUUUUUUGCCAGAUGGACUGGAAACCAGACGACGGUCAGA